CUCUCUUCACCAUCAAACGAACUCUAUCUACUUCCCAAUUUCUUUUCUACUUUACCAAAACCAAACAAUGGCCAGCGCUACGUUCUUUCUUCUCAUCUCUGCUGUGCUCAAUCUUUGCCUCAGUCUCAGACCUACUUUUGCAGACUAUGGUGGCUGGCAAGGUGCUCAUGCCACUUUCUACGGCGGCGGUGAUGCUUCCGGCACAAUGGGAGGUGCUUGUGGAUAUGGAAAUUUGUAUAGUCAAGGGUAUGGAACAAACACUGCAGCACUUAGUACUGCCUUAUUUAACAAUGGUUUGAGCUGUGGUUCAUGCUAUGAAAUGAGAUGUGACAGUGACCCUAAAUGGUGUCUUCCUGGCUCAAUCACCGUCACUGCCACUAAUUUCUGCCCUCCUAACCCUGCUCAAUCUAACGACAAUGGUGGCUGGUGCAAUCCUCCUCUCCAACACUUUGAUUUGGCUGAACCUGCUUUCUUGCAAAUUGCUCAAUACAGGGCUGGAAUUGUACCCGUCUCUUUCAGAAGAGUACCCUGUGCAAAGAAAGGAGGAAUAAGGUUUACAGUGAAUGGACACUCUUACUUCAACUUAGUACUGAUCACAAAUGUAGGCGGAGCCGGAGAUAUUCAUUCCGUGUCGAUCAAGGGAUCGAAAACGGGAUGGCAAUCCAUGUCAAGGAAUUGGGGACAGAAUUGGCAAAGCAAUUCAUACCUCAAUGGACAAAGCCUUUCAUUCCAAGUAACAACAAGUGAUGGCAGGACUUUGACAAGCAACAAUGUUGCUCCUGCGAACUGGCAGUUCGGACAAACUUUUUCGGGUAGUCAAUUUUAGGGACUUAUAUAUUUAUAUACCAUACAGGUAGAGAUUAUAAACAAACAAAAAAAGACAAGUGUAGUAAGAAAAAUAUAUUGUAAUAUAAUGAAUGGUAUUGUAAGAUGGUGGUGGGGUUAGGGUAGUAGUAUGAGAAAGGUUAAGCUUAGCCUAAUAUUAUUGAGGCUGGCUGAUGCUGUUGCUGUUGCUGUGGUGGUUGAUUGGCACCCGCUAGGCCUUUAUUUGAUAUGUAUUUUCAACUUCAAUGGUGGGUUUCAUAUUUGAUUGAAAACCAUCAUGAAAAAUGUCAGUUUGUUUGUCUUUUGAUUUAAUCCUCAACCAAUUUGAGGAUAUUUGAUUGUCCUAAUUUAUGAUAUGCCAAUGGAAUCAAUUUUAAUUCCAA
Molecule: messenger RNA, 1208 nt
Organism: Mercurialis annua (annual mercury)
Lineage: Eukaryota; Viridiplantae; Streptophyta; Magnoliopsida; Malpighiales; Euphorbiaceae
Product: expansin-A8
Exons: 3
Coding region: 68-826 (252 amino acids)
Biological process (GO): plant-type cell wall organization
Cellular component (GO): extracellular region
Source: RefSeq, a predicted model, not a curated record